AUGGUAGACUCGGCUGCUCAGCAGUCCAGGCCCUCGGUCAAAUGGGACCUGGGCUCGCCAUCGGUUUUUUCGGCCUCCCAGGCGACUACCAGUUCCGGCACCAACUGGACCUGGGCCUCCCCGCACGUUAGAUUCAGCCGCCAACCCGAAAUCCACGUAGGGACCCAUCCGCAGAUCAGCUUCCUGCGGCCGCGGACCGCGCAGCCCCUGGUGCUCUUCAGCUUAAUGAAUUCCAGUGAAGCAGCGGUGAAAAAAUUUUUACCCAAGAGCAACUUAUCCCGGGUGAUUAUUCGUGACAACCUCAGUGCACAACGGAUCUAUGAGAUGGAGAUAAGAGCCUCAGACAGGACCAAGAGAAAGAUGAGCCACUUAUACGACCAUCUGAAGAAAAAGUUCAUGACAGACCAGCUCAGGAAGCUGGGGUGCUGGAGACGGGAAUCCAUGAACAUCCAGCAGUACCUGGAUAGCAUCCGCGUGUACAAGGUCCACUUCAAACUCCAGCGUAACAGGAAAAGCCAGCCACCCUAG
Odobenus rosmarus divergens (Pacific walrus) is the source of this 528-nucleotide messenger RNA. RefSeq lists its product as uncharacterized. NCBI's taxonomy places the organism in Eukaryota, Metazoa, Chordata, Mammalia, Carnivora, Odobenidae. The record is from RefSeq and is a predicted model, not a curated record. The transcript is spliced from 3 exons. The coding region runs from base 1 to 528 and encodes 175 amino acids.